Molecule: messenger RNA, 1846 nt
Organism: Momordica charantia (bitter melon)
Lineage: Eukaryota; Viridiplantae; Streptophyta; Magnoliopsida; Cucurbitales; Cucurbitaceae
Gene: FCLY
Product: farnesylcysteine lyase
Biological process (GO): prenylated protein catabolic process; prenylcysteine catabolic process
Molecular function (GO): prenylcysteine oxidase activity
Source: RefSeq, a predicted model, not a curated record
AGUUACAUUCACCAAGUGCUUCUUUCAAAGGGCCUUGGAAGCAUGUACAUGGUGGGUUGGUCAACCAUCGGCCAUCUAUUUCUUCUCUUCCUCGUCCUUCCGCCAGCGAUUUCCCAAUCCCAAGCAACACCCACUGUGUGUAUAGUCGGAAGCGGCAUCGGCGGCUCCUCCGUCUCCCACUUCCUCCGACAUUAUGCUGCGGCCUACAACGCCUCCACCGGAUUCAACAUUCGGAUAUUUGAGCGCCACAACAUCGUCGGUGGGCGCAUGGCCACCGUCAACGUCGCCGGAGACACAUUCGAGGCCGGAGCUUCCAUUCUGCACCCCAAGAAUCUGCACGCCUUGAGAUUCACUGACCUACUCAAUCUCACUCUCAAAAAACCCUCUUCUCCCGACUCGCUCUCUCUCGGCAUUUGGGACGGCCACAGGUUCGUCUUCAAAACCCUUAACGGCGGCCUCGCUUCCAAGAUUCCUCUUCUGGCUAAGAUUCUGCAGCUAUGGAAUCAGCUCCUCAUGUUCUUCCGAUACGGCUUCUCGCUUCUCAGGAUGGAGGACUUCGUUGAGAGUGCUGUGGGAAGGUUCUCGAAGUACUAUGAAAGUUUUGAAUCUAGGCCCGUUUUUGAGACUGUAACUGAGAUGCUCAAUUGGUCUGGUUUGUACAAUCUCACCACCAGAACUUUGUUUGAGGAGUUAAUAGAUGCUCGAUUAUCUCGCUUGCUAAUACAAGAGCUUGUCACUGUUAUCACAAGAAUUAAUUAUGGUCAAAGUGUCUCAAUUAGUGGACUUGCUGGGGCAGUUUCGUUGGCAGGGUCAGGUGGAGGGUUGUGGUCGGUAGAAGGUGGUAACUGGCAGAUCGCUGCAAGACUAAUAAAUCAUUCAGAUAGCACAUUACAUUUGCAAGAAGAAAUCGAGUCUAUCUCUUACCUAGGAGAAUAUUAUGAGGUCAAAUCUAACAAGGGAAACAGUUAUACAUGUGAAAUUACUGUAGUUGCUACUCCUCUAGAUGAACUGAACAUUCAGUUUACACCUCCGAUUGUAAUUCCUAAGAGAGAAAUGCAGCAUACUCAUACAACUUUUGUAAGGGGCCUCUUAAAUCCUGGGUAUUUCGGCCUGAAGACUCCAUCUAGUAUUCCAAAGCUGGUGGGCACAAAAGAAAAUGACAACGUUCAAUUUUCAAGUAUUUCAGUUCUUAAGCAACAUGAUGACAACGAUAUGACCUACAAGAUAUUCUCUCGUAAACUAAUGAAAGAUACCCUACUGGAUAAGAUCUUCAGUUGGCUCCAAAGAAGUUUCGAGGUGGUCUUUAUCUCCCUCAAUUUGCAGAUUAUAUUGCUUUUUCCUCAAAGUUUCUCUAAGACAUCGUUUCAAAUGGUGUUCUAUGAGCUUUGACCGCUUCUCCUCUUCCAUGAUAGUUGGCUCCAAAGAAGUUUCGAGGUGGUCUUUAUCUCCCUCAAUUUGCAGAUUAUAUUAUAGUAGCGUACCUCCCUCAAUUUGCAGAUUGUAUUAUAGUAGCGAGGAGACCCUACGCUGCACUUUUGUCCGUAAUUGGUGGUAUCCUACUUUGCAGAUUUUUUACCCUUUUGGUUUGCCCCCUUAAUUGAUUUGAUAGUUGGUUGACUGAAAGGUGGAUUUAAGGCUCAAAAAGAAGGCAAAAGUGCUGUGGAAUUGUGCGGCGGAGAGCUAUUUUAUGCAUUGUGUGGCGGAGAGCUAUUUUAUGGAUUGUGUGGAAAGAAAGAAAUAAACAAGUUUUUGAAGACGCUUUUAUAGCUGAAGAUAUUUUGUGGAACAAUGUACAACUUACAACUUUAUGGCGGUGUUCAAGAGAAAUUCUACUGCAAUUGUAGCC